Porites evermanni is the source of this 765-nucleotide messenger RNA. The record is from the annotation of a GenBank genome assembly. Lineage: Eukaryota; Metazoa; Cnidaria; Anthozoa; Scleractinia; Poritidae.
AUGAUCAUGAACAAGAAGAAGGAAUACUUUGCUUUACUUUUGGCGGGUAAGUUUUUGGCGGGUGUCGCAAGUGGUGUGAUCGAUGACCAUCUUUGUGAGGUCAUUGUUGGGGAUCCUAGGCGAAGGAGACAUCUUUCUCACUUCUUUCGCGGAUGGCAGUUUUACAUUUGCAUCAUUUUAGUGCCAAGCAUAAUCGCUGCAUUUGGAGUUCAGGCAAGUUUGGAAGGAAUGGCACUGCGUUGCCAUUUGGCCGAUCAAAUAAAGGUCCCCCUUUGCAUGACACCUAUUCUGCUGAUCCUGUUGUUGACAACCGCAGAUGAUUCGUUCAGCUCUAAGAGUCACAAAGAUCUUGUUCGAAAUUUAUCUGUUCCUAUGGUUGCUGAUCUUUUCGAUGCUAUUGAAAUGUUGAACAACGCGUUUGAGAGCUCUUUGGGAGCCUUUGAUCUUUCUAGAAUAUUUCUGGUGAUUGGGGCAAUCAUUACAGUCAUUGUCUCGUCAUUGCAAAUGGCUGAAUACGAAUUCAUUGAAGGCGUUGAAGGGGAAUCCAACGAACAAAUACGCUAUAAACCAAACGUUUUUCGCAAAAUUGUUGAAUUAGUUACAAACUUGGUAGCCCUAACCAUUCGCCUGGAGGUUCUUAUUGUACAUGGAAAGCGCAGUGCCACCGUCGGCACCGUCGUCAUCUUUAAGAAUUUCAUUGCCAUAAUUUUGUCUGUGAUGCACAUCUGCUCUCUAACACCACCGAGACAAGCCUUGAAAGACUAA